AUGGACCAUCAAGAAAGCAAACCUUCAAUUACCCUAGAAGGGAUCAGCCUAAACCAGCCUCCAUUCUGGCCGAAUUCCGCUCCAUGUUGGUUCGCCAUUUCGGAAACGCAAUUUCUUGGUGCUAAUAUUGCCAGCCAACAUGCGAAAUAUUUUCACAUCGUCUCUGCUUUGAGUAGCGAACUGGCCAACGAAGUUUCAGACGUACUGCUUCACCCCAACAACGACAUUCCCUACGAUCAAUUAAAGGCAGCGAUCCUGAAGCGUACGCAACUGACCACAUCGGAACGCAUUAAUCAGCUUUUAUCCCGCGAUGACCUGGGAGACUUGAAGCCUAACCAGAUCCUAAGAAAGAUGCGUCCACUGUCCAACGACGAACCUUUGCAAUAACGGUUGGCGGAUACAGCAGACCUCGUGUUAGAAGUAACGAAAUCGGCUCGCAUUUCCGAUCUCGGCCCAAGUCUCCAAAGACAAUCGAAUGCAUUUUUGCUCACUGACGCCUGCCAAGCACCUGUUUCUUUGGACAGCCGCCUAGCCAGGAUCAAAGCCGCAAUCGACGCCUUGACAAUCAAAGACGGAACCACUCAAAUUCUCACCGAAGAUCCUAUUCACGCUCGUCGCCCCGACGUUUGUGUUGGUAUCAUGCAAUCUUUGGCCGCGCAACCCGACAGUGUAGACCCCCGUAUA
This is a messenger RNA of Mesocestoides corti, 684 nucleotides long. NCBI's taxonomy places the organism in Eukaryota, Metazoa, Platyhelminthes, Cestoda, Cyclophyllidea, Mesocestoididae. The record is from the annotation of a GenBank genome assembly.